UUUUCCUUAUAUUAUACACAUUCUCAGUUUCGCAAGGAUGCCGCACCUGCCGCCCCUCGUUACCCGCACGUCCGCUUCGCUGGCGGAGGCUCGCACACGCUCGAUUCAGCUGUACCGGCAGUGGCAGAAGAGCGUGCCGCAGAUUAUGAUUGACUACCACUUGUCGAUGCCGCAGGCGGUGGUGCGUUCCAAGAUCCGCGAGGAGUUUGAGAAGCACCGGUUCGUGUCGGACCCGCGUGUUAUUGAUGUGCUGCUGUUCAAGAGCCGCAUUGAGCUGGAGGAGUUUGUGAAUGUGUGGAAGCAGUACCCGCAUGCGAUGCGCUACUUUGACGAGAACGAGAAGGAGCCCGAGUCGACAAAGUUCCUGGACAAGUUUGUUGAGGGACGCGCCUAGAUACACCAAGGCUGCAACUCUAGGAACGGCGCUAAUCUUGUCUCAUGUACUCUCGUAAAAGAAAUAAAGCAGUGCUAAUGCUGCUUCUGAAAAGGCCA
Molecule: messenger RNA, 492 nt
Organism: Linderina pennispora
Lineage: Eukaryota; Fungi; Kickxellomycota; Kickxellomycetes; Kickxellales; Kickxellaceae
Exons: 2
Coding region: 38-394 (118 amino acids)
Biological process (GO): response to oxidative stress
Source: RefSeq, a predicted model, not a curated record